AGAGAGGCUGGUGGGUGUGGUGUGGCUGGCUGUAGUAGUGCUUUGCUGUCCGAGAGUAAAGAGUAAGCCUCUUUCUCACUCUCUAAUCUAUUUGUGAACUAGGUUUUGGUUGCAGAGACAUGGGAGAAAGGAUUCCGUGUGGGAGUGGCAUGUAUUUCCCCUUCCCUCCUCCGCCAUCUCCCAUUCGCCCUUCUUCUUCUUCUUCAGAUCGCGAUAGGUAUUUGGCCGAACUACUCGCUGAGAGGCAAAAGUUGGUACCCUUUCUCCAAGUUCUUCCACAAUCUACCAAACUCCUAACCCAAGAAAUCAGACGCAUGUCCGUUGGUGGCGGCGGCGGCGGCUUUAAUCAUGAGCCUGCAGCAGACACUCCUCCUCCAUAUUUUAGGCCUAUGGAUCUCGAGGGAUGGGCAAUUGAGGUGCAGCAGGACAAACCAAAUCCCCAAAGGAUGAUGGCUUGGCCUGCUCCUGUAGUCAAGAGAGUUAUCAGGCUUGAUGUCCCUGUAGACAAAUUUCCAAAUCAGUAUAAUUUUGUUGGCCGAAUUCUCGGACCUCGUGGGAACUCCUUGAAAAGAGUCGAAGCCAUGACUGAAUGUAGGGUUUACAUUCGGGGCUGUGGCUCUGUCAAGGAUUCUAUUAAGGAAGAAAAGCUUAAAGAGAAACCCGGAUAUGAGCACCUUAAAGAACCAUUGCAUGUGUUGGUGGAGGCAGAGUUUCCAGAGGAUAUAAUCAAUGCUCGCUUGGAUCAUGCAGUGGCAAUACUAGAGAAUCUUUUGAAGCCUGUGGAUGAAUCCCUUGAUCACUAUAAGAAGCAGCAAUUGAGGGAACUGGCUAUGCUCAAUGGUACUUUGAGGGAGGAAAGUCCAAGCAUGAGCCCAAGUAUGAGUCCAAGCAUGUCACCUUUUAACAGUACUGGAAUGAAACGAGCCAAGACAGGAAGAUGACCCUGAAAUGAUAGCAAACAUGAUCUCUUAGACUUUUCACACCCUUGGGCUCAAUCUCCACAGGAUGACACAUGGUUUACGCUUGACGCCUAUUCUUUUGGCCACUAGAACCUGACUGUCGCUUUGCUUAGUUAUAGUAUUAACUAUUUUGCAGGUGCUACUUGGUUAUGGUAGCGUACUCCUAGUUCAAUACCUUUUUUCCUUUCUUCUUUUUUAUUUAUUAUUUUGCAUUUAUCAAAUUAUUAAAUUAUAUACAUGCAUAUGCAUGGUAUUGACUCAAACUAAAUAAGCAGCAAAUGGAGAGUCUUUCAUUAUUGUGAUAUGAAUAUUUUUGGCAUCACUGUUCAA
Glycine soja is the source of this 1289-nucleotide messenger RNA. Its product is annotated as KH domain-containing protein At1g09660/At1g09670-like. The transcript is spliced from 5 exons. Gene Ontology annotation, biological process: regulation of mRNA splicing, via spliceosome. Gene Ontology annotation, cellular component: nucleus. The coding region runs from base 120 to 941 and encodes 273 amino acids. The record is from RefSeq and is a predicted model, not a curated record. Lineage: Eukaryota; Viridiplantae; Streptophyta; Magnoliopsida; Fabales; Fabaceae. Gene Ontology annotation, molecular function: mRNA binding.